UUUUGCAUUUUAAUAUAAUAUGUCCAUUCUUUAAACGAUGUUUAUUUCAUUCUUGUAUUAUAGUCAAUAAAAAGCUUUUUGAGACUUGUGAAGUAAAUGAUCAGUGCAAUGGAACGUUGGGUUUGGAGAUAUGCAGACCAGUUGGUGAUAGAAAGGUGUGUGUCUGUGGAUCUCAAUACAUAGCUGACAUGGCUUCCUUAACAUGUCAAAAAGUUGGUAGACAGCUGCUUGAAUCCUGUCAGUAUUGUGUGCAAUGUAACGGGACUACACAUGCAACUGUGUGUGGAUUGUUUGGAAACAGAUCACUAUGCUUUUGCAAUAAAGGCAUUGUUGAAUCUAAUGGGAAAUGUACCGAAGAAAUAAUGUAUCGAUUUAUGUUUGUCGGAGCAGGCGGGCUUCUCUUUGGAAUAUUUUACUCGAUUGUAACACUUGUACGUAAAUGUAGAAGAAACAUACUAUCCAGAAGUGGAAGGUUUGUAGUACAGUCUGAUCAAGAAAACAUCAAUCUUCAAUCCACUCUGUAUGCUGUGCCCAGUGAUAUUAGGAAUUAUGUGGAACCUUCAACGUUUGUUCACCAAGAUACCCAAAGACUAGCAAAUUACACAUACAAUCACCUCAACGAACCAUUGGAAAUGGAAGAUAAUGCGUUCUCUCAGCAAAUGUUUGUAGAGCAGGACCCUUGUGAUGACGUGUACAACCACCUCCAUGAAAAAGAAGCACCACUGUGUCAAGGCGUGUAUGACGUCGCGGAAAAUGUCUCUAAAGGCAUGUUCCAGAGUUCUGAUGAUGACCCCACAUCGACUGAUUUCUAUGAUUUUGCUGAACCUAUAGAUGUAAACACAUUCUAAAUAUGCGAUAAUUACAUCUGUAAAGCUUUCAUAUAUUGUAUAACUUCAAUUUUACAAUUCUUCAAUGUUUGGGAUGUAAAACAAAUAAAUAAGUACGUUAAUGUCAAAUAUGAAAGUUGAAGUAGAAUAUGGAUAGAUGUACAACGACGGGUUUUCUGGGACGAAGGUUGAUGCAUGUUCACAUACCAAGAGACACCAUACUGAAUCAUAUACACGUUGAUACUUAAAACAGUUAAACCAAUGCUCUAAUAUCUCAUCAACACCCUUGCAAUUGUAUCGUGUCAUCCUUGCAAACGUUCUAAUCUUAAAAGUGCAGCAGCUGUAGUGAGUGGAAUUUUAAAGUACAUACUAGGUUUUCUUUUGAUUUAUUCCCAUCGUUAUGUGUGUUAUAUGUGCUUGUGAUUAAUGGUAAACUAUUAAAUAUCACA
This is a messenger RNA of Ostrea edulis (European flat oyster), 1276 nucleotides long. RefSeq lists its product as uncharacterized. The transcript is spliced from 5 exons. The record is from RefSeq and is a predicted model, not a curated record. The coding region runs from base 189 to 848 and encodes 219 amino acids. Lineage: Eukaryota; Metazoa; Mollusca; Bivalvia; Ostreida; Ostreidae.